GACCUGCGCGGACCCCGCGGCGGACGGCGGCUCUCGACACGGGGAAGCCGAACGCGCUGGCCAUGGCCUCCAACUUUAACGACAUAGUCAAGCAGGGCUACGUGAAAAUCCGCAGCAGGAAGCUGGGGAUUUUCAGACGAUGCUGGUUGGUUUUCAAGAAGGCGUCUAGUAAAGGACCCAGAAGGCUAGAAAAAUUUCCGGAUGAAAAGGCAGCAUAUUUCAGAAACUUUCAUAAGGUAACUGAACUGCACAACAUCAAAAACAUAACCAGACUGCCUCGGGAGACAAAGAAGCAUGCAGUGGCAAUUAUCUUUCAUGAUGAAACGUCAAAGACAUUUGCCUGUGAGUCAGAGCUGGAGGCCGAGGAGUGGUGCAAGCAUCUCUGCAUGGAGUGUCUGGGGACCCGGCUGAACGACAUCAGCCUCGGGGAGCCUGACCUCCUGGCGGCAGGAGUGCAGCGGGAACAGAAUGAGCGAUUCAAUGUGUAUCUUAUGCCUACGCCAAAUCUGGACAUUUAUGGUGAAUGCACAAUGCAGAUCACUCAUGAGAAUAUCUAUCUGUGGGAUGUCCACAAUGCCAAGGUCAGACUGGUGAUGUGGCCUCUCAGCUCCCUGAGGAGAUACGGGCGGGACUCAACGUGGUUCACGUUUGAGUCAGGAAGAAUGUGUGACACAGGAGAAGGACUAUUCACUUUUCAAACAAGGGAAGGAGAAAUGAUCUAUCAGAAGGUCCAUUCUGCGACACUGGCCAUAGCUGAGCAACAUGAGAGAUUAAUGCUAGAAAUGGAGCAGAAGGCCCGGCUUCAGACAAGCCUGACUGAACCAAUGACGUUAUCCAAAUCCAUCUCUCUUCCUCGCAGCGCAUACUGGCAUCACAUCACCCGGCAGAACAGUGUUGGGGAGAUCUACAGUUUGCAAGGUCACGGGUUCGGGUCCUCGAAGAUGUCCCGGGCGCAGACGUUCCCCAGCUACGCGGCGGAGCCGGGCGAGGAGGCGCCGCAGCCGCUGUCCCGCUCCGGCAGCUACGGCUUCAGCUACAGCUCCAGCCUCAUCCAGUGACCGCGAGAGCACGCCGGCGGCCAGAGAGACAGCCUGCCCCGCCCUGCCCGCGGGCCCACCGCGCCCCCUGCCUCCCGGAAGACCAACUGCAGUACGAACUGAACCGGGUCGGGCCUGGCCCCAGGCCCGGGGAAGGUUAGAGACUGGAGUUCCGUCCGCUUCCUUGAUUCCGUGGCUAAGUCCUUUAUUUAUUGAGUUUCUUGUUGGGGGGGGGCGUCUAUGUCGUACAAAUAGAAUCCAAAUCGUCUGAACAGAUAUUUAAACAAAAUUCUUUGGGUCUGGGGCACGGUGAGACGUUGCCCCCACCGGAUGGUACCUGGGUGGUGGGCAUCACCCUUGUCCUGAUGGCUCAGUCCUCCCACCUGAUGAGAGGUCUGUCCUUAGAUGUAAAGAUGACCCACCGCAAGCUGUGUGGCUUGGAGGGUUUCGACAGAGACAAAUCCAGUAAGCUCUACAAACGGCAUCAUACUUCUCGAUAUAAAUAAGCCCAGUGACAAUUAAGGAAACACGAAAUUUAGGACACGCUAUUAAGCGGGGCCUUGUUGCUCUACUCUGUGUGUGUGUGUGUGUGCGCGCGCGCGUGCGUGUGUGAGUGUGCACGUGUGUAGACCAGAAUAGACAUGGAUAUUGCUGUAUCCAUGUAUAUCUAACCAGUAUCUAUCAAAUGUGUGCUGAGAGUGACAGGAUAUGCUCACUUACAUUGUGGAAAACUGUAACUUGGUGCAUUAAAAUUAAGAUUGUUAUGUUGAAUAGCUAUUUUUUAAAUAGUGCUGUUAAAAAGAAAAAAAGAGGCUUCUUAUUAGCCAAGUAUUUAUGUAGUCAUGUCUGCUCCUACGACAAGUGUAAGUGAAAAAUGUGAGAAGUGGGGACACUUUGGAAGCGAAAGAGCCGGUCUGGCCAUCCUACUGGCCCUGACCCUGCACUGUCCCUCUGCUUGUUACCCCCUUGUUGUCCACAACUUUCCUCCCUUUGGCCUCUCUGAGCUACGCGGGGAAGACUGGUUGUGAUCCCAGAUCGACUUCCACUUAACCUCGAGGACAAGGACUCUAAGUAACAAUCUGUUUAAGAAGGGAGAGAAAAAUACACUUAAAAAGAACUCAGCCAUUUUGCCGUCAGAAGAAUGACAGGGACAGGACUGCAGAAAUCACUUAAAUCAUCAUAGAUGCUGUUGUGAGAGAGCCGUCAGGGGCUUAUAAUUUGCUAUGUAGCCAGAAUUUGCUGAUCUUUAGUUUCCUUUUACUGGAUAGGAGUUGGCUGGAAUUAUCAGAGAAAAUGGAUACAAAAAAAAAAAAAACCCCAAAAAAUCCAACUUUUUUUCAUUCUGAGACUAAUGACAAACCUACAAGGUUUAAAGGGAAGUGGUGAUUUCCAUGUGAACUGAGGAAGUUUGGCUAAUUCGGGUCAACAUAGAUAUUUUUGCUUUUAGUUUUGGAGUUCACUCAAGUAAACAUAAAAAUCACUCUGCCUGAAUUACAGGAUGCCAUAUGCCUAAGAUGGUCAGCUCACGAAUACUCCAAGGUGGGUUUAAAGGACAGUGAGCCCAGGUCAUGUAAGAUGCCAACCUGAAUUUUUUCCAAUAUCAACAUUUUUUAAGUUUUCAAAGUUAGUCUGUUGAAAGGGUACCUAUUUCACUGAUCUGUGAUAAGACAAUUUUUUUAAUCCAUAUCCUCAGCUUGAAUACAGAUUGACAAUUCAUUUUCAAGAGUUACUACUGAAUAAAAAUGGUAUGAGGUCCCUCCUUGAUAAAUCUGCCCUUAGAGCAACUACCUGGACUCUCCACAUCUCUCAGAUAAGUAUGAAAACCCCAUCAAAAUGCUCAUCAUAUGAGUUAAUGUGGCUGUGAAAAUGUAAUCAUCCUAAGCUUCCAGGGAUAAAGAGAAAAUUACUCAAAUGCUCCGCACUGUGAAUUUUGCUGACACAGCAGAAGAGCAGAUGACUGGCUCCUGACAAUGAUACAGCCGUCCCUGAAGUCCCGGCUUUCAGGGUUAAGCACCUCUGAAUUACUUUAGCACAUGGCAUUUGCUUUUGAAAUGCCAUUAGUAAAAUACACCAGUGCAACUCCCAGCUGAGACCAUUGGAGCACAGCUCCUAGUGGUGCCACAUUCACCGCGCACCCCUCACCGGCUCACUCAGUCGAGCUGUCGCUUAGAGACCACAAGUUCCACAAGGGACUCAGGGGGACAGCCCCUCAGGGGUCCUGCUUUAUGUCUCAGCUUUAUUAUUAACGUGCUGGAAGCACAGACCGCGAGUCCUGGGGGAUUCUGCUAAUGAGAUGAGUCUGCUCUUGUGUCUCAUUUGCAAGACAGGAUACCUGCACGAAGCAGUUUCAAAAACACCAUCUGCCUGUGAGCAUUACCAAUGAGUAUCAACGAGGGGGUCCUAAAGAUCAGGCAUAACCUUGAGCCAGUUCAUUCAGAAAAUAACAUCAUAAAGAGUCAGUGAGAGAGAACUCUCCUUCCCACAUUUUUAAGCCAAACUCAUCACGAUGAGAAUAAUGCUAUAAAAGAUCUCCUGGUACCUUUCUGGAGAUUUACUCUAGCACACUCCUCCAACUAUACUUAAAAUUGUAGCGUAGUCAAAAUUGCUAAAUGAACAAAGAGGAGAAUUUAUAAUAACGUAUAUAUUUGAUGCAAGGCAGUGCCCAUUGUAAUAAAAAUUACAUAAAUAGUCUACAAAAACCAAAGAGGAGAAGUUACUGAGCCAGUCUCCUGGAACUUUAUAACAUCAAUUCCAUAGUAACUAGAGUGGUCCUAGGCUUGUCUUCAACUCACUGGAGCUUGUAGGUUUUUGACUGAAGGUGCCUCUACCCUUUUUGCAGGCAUUUUUCUCCCUUCAGAAAUCCUGUUCCUCUUUACCAUACAUGUGACUUUCUCAUUGUGAGGGAGUGACUGCUAUGAACCAAAGACACCUUUUGGCUCCUUCUGAAACUGACUUGGUUGACUUUCCAUCCAGAUUCAGACAGGUGAAUGAAGGUGGUCACAGUUUCCAUAUCAGGUUGGAAGAAAGCAAUGGUCAAAGUACCGGACAUAAGUUAUAAAGGCUCUUCUGAGAGCAGAGAAAGCCUGGAGGAUGUACACAUUCCAUGGAAAUCCCUGCAGGGAUUUAUUUUUUUAUGUCCCCCAUUUUUUCUUUGGAUAAUAUUCAUUGUUGUACACACGACCAACACACGACAUUACAUUUAUGCAGAAAAGUACAAAAUAACUUUGACCCUAUGGCUCACUAUUCUGGUGGGGGGGAAACACUUCUUUCACUUAUUCAUUGAACGAAUAACAGGCACUCAGAACUAAUUUAUUUAUACAGGUUGCAAGUAUUUACGGAUCAAUAGGUUUUGGCCACUGCCACUAUUUGGACUUUAUGAAAUAAGAAAAAUAUAUUUACUAAUACAUUGGGGAAGAUGCUGUUUGAUAGAGCAUGUGAAAUAAAGGGAAACACAUUUAUUAAAAGUAAUCCUCACCUUUUCCACCAAGUAGUAACUAGAGUAGAAGUCCUGGUAUCUUGUGCAAUUUUUCUCUGUCUUCAUUGGGCAAAUAUGUUUGAAAAUCACUUACCGCUUACACUUUCUAUCCAAUAAGGAAGCAGUGGAGUGAUAAUUCACACUGUCAGUAGUUUCCACAAAGCCAGUUUACUGCAUAUGGGAUCUUUAUAGUCGAUAUUAAAAACACCAUAAAAAAUUGAUGUCUGCCCCUCAUUCUUUGGCCAGUAUCUCAGAAAACUUUGUAAAAAAAAAAGCAUGAGUACCCUGCUCCCUAGAUUAUUUGAGCCACUUAUUAAAACUGACCAUUAAUGCUACAGUGAAAACAUGCUAAGCAAAUUAUAUUCUUAUAAAAAAAUUAUAGUCCAGAUUUGAUUAUUAUGAUACAGCACAAAAAAAAAAUCGGCAGGAUAUAUUCAGUGGGGCUGAGCUUCAGGCCUUUAACGCUUCAUGUUUUAUAACAAACCUUAUAUAAAAACUGCUUAAAGUGAAAAUUGUACAUUUUCUUCACAUCUAUCCAAAUCUAUCACGUCUGUCAAUAUCUUGCAAUUUCAAAUUACUUGAUCAGUCACUAACUAUAUUUUACAAUCCUCUGACCUUGGCCUUCUCAAAAUAGAUAAAAAUUUGCCACUAGACCUGUUUAAUAAUUAUAAUAAUAGGUGAUACGCCACACAAAUGAACUUCUAGCCUGAGGAAUUUAUGGAGUGUGGUUUCCCACGGAGCGGGUAGAGCCGGAGGACAGGAACUAGUCAGGAGGGCAAUGUUUUAGAUAAAAUUACAAAGGCUCC
Messenger RNA from Vicugna pacos (alpaca), 5318 nucleotides. It is a transcript of the gene DOK6, whose product is annotated as docking protein 6. Gene Ontology annotation, cellular component: cytoplasm. The record is from RefSeq and is a predicted model, not a curated record. Lineage: Eukaryota; Metazoa; Chordata; Mammalia; Artiodactyla; Camelidae. Gene Ontology annotation, biological process: cell surface receptor protein tyrosine kinase signaling pathway.